Messenger RNA from Octopus bimaculoides (California two-spot octopus), 2691 nucleotides. RefSeq names its product atrial natriuretic peptide receptor 1. Gene Ontology annotation, biological process: receptor guanylyl cyclase signaling pathway; protein phosphorylation; intracellular signal transduction. Gene Ontology annotation, molecular function: ATP binding; protein kinase activity; adenylate cyclase activity. The record is from RefSeq and is a predicted model, not a curated record. Gene Ontology annotation, cellular component: plasma membrane. NCBI's taxonomy places the organism in Eukaryota, Metazoa, Mollusca, Cephalopoda, Octopoda, Octopodidae.
AUGUCUGAAAAGCAAAAUGUUGUUUGGCGGGAUACAAAAGGUGACCCGGUAAAUGGUGCUGGCAUGGCUGUCAAACUGAAAUACACCGAAGAUGUGGACGUCAUCAUUGGUCCACCAUUUUCACACGGGUUUUGCUCUUUUGCUGGUGGUGGUGUACGCAAGCAAUUCGAGGAGAACAACCUGACCGUCACAGAAGAUAUAAUGUUCAUUGAAGAAACACUCACUGAUUCUAUUAUGGAUUUUCACCUAAAGAAACUAAGUCGGGAUUCUAGAAUAAUCAUGUUGUGCACAGCUCGAGCCCAACUUCGCAAGAUAAUGCUCCGAGCUUAUAGCAUGGGGAUGUGCAAAGGAAAUUUUGUCUUUUUGGCGCUGUACUCCUUCCCCAAAGCGUUUUACACUGACCCCACCGAUAAAAAAGAGGAGAGUAUGCCACUUUGGUAUGGCAAUGAUACCGACGACGAGACUGCCAAACAAGCGUUCCAAGUUGUCUUCGAUGUAACGCUGGCGUCGAUAAACACGAAGCAACUAGAAGGUUUUCUUGAGCUGGUCCCCCAGAAGCUAACAGAAGCUCCUUGGAACAGUACCGAAGCAGUAGAUUUGGGACUGAGUGGUUCAAGACACAGCCCUUACCUUUUUGACGCCGUUUAUCUGUACGCCAUUUUACUCAACAAGUCGAUGGCCUUGAAUAUAUCGCAUCGAGAUGGGAAACAACUGUUGUAUUUGGCGAAGAAGACGGAAUUUUCAGGAAUGUCGGGGAAAGUGGAAUUCGAUGAUAAUGGUGAUCGAGACCCAUUUUAUUGGGUCUGGGAUUACACCAGUCCCACCGGUAUACCACGGAUCAUUGCAGUUGGCUCAGCAUCUCCACUUUAUGGACAGAAAUCGCCCGUAGUUAGAUCUGAAGAAGAAUUGGCUCCUCCAGGUCAAAAAACUGUCCAAGACUCGCCGUCUCAUGACGGCGCCUCCUACAACUCUAUCAAACGGCGUAUAUUUGAGGAAGAAUUAGCGAAGAUGCUUUGGAAAGUAGAUUAUAACGAAAUUCGCCUUUCCACUGUGAAUAAAAAGUCUGACAGUCAGGUUAGUUUUAAAACGCAAUCGUUGGAAAGAGAUGGUUCCACUUUGAGUUUGUCCAAUCCUCAGCCACACAUGUUUACAAUGGGCUACUACAGGGGUAUAGUGGUCGCCAUUAAACGUGUUUGUAAAAGUCACGUGGCUCUCAGCAGAUCUGAUCAUUUAGAAUUCAAACAGAUGCGAGAUCUGAGUCACGAAAAUAUUAACCUAUUUAUUGGAUCAUGCGUUGAUCCACCAAAUUUGUGCGUUUUGUUUGCUUAUUGUUCAAAGGGAAGUCUGCAGGAUAUUCUGGAGAAUGAUGACAUUAAACUAGACUGGACAUUUAAACAAUCUCUACUUUCUGACCUGGUCAAUGGUAUGGCCUAUAUCCAUUCCUCCAGUCUUGUAUCUCACGGUAGGAUGAAAAGCAGUAACUGUGUGGUCGAUAGCCGCUGGGUGUUGAAGAUAACCGAUUACGGACCGAGUGCACUGUUGCAUGUACAAUUCAACAGCAGAGAUUCGGAGGAGCAAGGGAAAUUUAAAGCAUUGUUGUGGACUGCUCCAGAGAUACUCCGCAUGCACGAACCUCCGUCCCGUGGUACACAAGAAGGAGACGUCUAUAGCUUUGGCAUAAUCUUGCAUGAGAUCGCAUUCCGCCACGGACCAUUUCCUGCCGAGAGGAUGAUUCCAAAAGAUAUUGUUGGUCGAAAUAUACAACUAGCCAUUAUGUCUAAUUCUUUCUCAUCAGAACCCCAGUUUUCUGGAAUUUCCACUCGCCCACUUUCAUUAUUUUGUUCGUUCACGCAGAGAGUCGGAAAUAUUAUGGAUAUUAUUUUAAAGAGGAUGGAAAGAUACGCCAUCAAUUUAGAAGAUUUGGUGGAACAAAGAACACAAGCUUUACUAGAGGAAAAGAAAAAGACAGAUCGCCUAUUAUACCAACUGUUGCCAAGGUCAGUGGCCGAAAGGCUGAAAGUCGGCGAAACUGUCUAUCCUGAAGUAUUCGAAUCCGUGACCAUAUUUUUCUCAGACAUCGUUGGUUUCACUACUUUGUCUGCUCUCAGUACACCUAUGCAAGUCGUGGACCUUUUAAAUGAACUCUAUACUCUCUUUGAUGACGUCAUUGCCCAACAUGAUGUUUAUAAGGUAGAAACUAUUGGUGAUGCAUACAUGGUAGCAAGUGGCCUUCCUCACCGCAAUGGAGAUUUACACGCAGGCCAGAUUGCAGACAUGUCAUUAAAUAUUGUCAGUUCCAUCUUAACAUUCCGAAUCCACCACAUGCCAGACAGGCAGCUGCAAGUACGCAUUGGAAUACACACUGGACCUGUGUGUGCAGGUGUAGUUGGUUUAACAAUGCCGAGGUAUUGUGUAUUUGGAGACACAGUCAACACAGCAUCUCGAAUGGAAUCAAGUGGCAAAGGACUGAGAAUUCACAUCAGUGAAUCGACAAGGGAUGCUUUGAUGAAGAUUGGUGGCUAUGUCGUUUCGUUGAGAGGCGAAACACCGAUCAAAGUACGUAUAUCUCCAUUGUCAUGUGUAGCUAGUGUGGUGUCACGUGAAAAAGAUGAAACUCCAUGGGAUCGUCCAGUGCCGAGAGGUUAUGACGUCACAGUUUCUAUUGGUUCUUCUGUUGUCAGUGGCCACUAA